UGUUCAUCGCAACUCUUUUGUGUCUUGUACCGACACUUCAAAGCCAGGACUUCUCGAGCUAUUUCUCGACGAUGCUCGAGAUCAUCGUUCCUGUAGCGAAACAAGUACAUUAUGCAUUUAUAAAUUAUGACAAAUACAGAAAGAUCGUAAGGAUACGCAGAACAGAUGCAGUAGACGCACAAGGAAAUCCGGAAGUGUCGCAUAGUGUGUAUGAUUUCAAAAACAAGGUUGUCUACAGGAUAUAUCUGGGUGAAUCUGAGCUAGAUUGCCUUCCAGAUACCUUCACACCUAAUGGUAUGGAGAUUCCAAUAAUAGAAGGCCUUACGCUUGACCUAGAAAAACUAGUGGUCAUUGAUUCAUCAUUCACACAUAUGGGACAGGAGACCAUCCGCGAUGGUUUAGUCACAGUUGACAAAUUGGUUAAGCCAGGACCUUCCAACGAUCCUCUCACCUUCGGAAAAACCUGGUACAUUGCAUCUAGAAAUUGGACAGUGAGAAAGACACAUUAUGAAGGUACACCUUACCAAGAGCCCAUGAAACUGUCACUUAGUCUACAGAAUUCAGCAAUAGCAGAUGUCAAUGCAUUUGAUUUCGACUCAAACCGUCCACAUCUGAGAAACUUUGACGUUAGUGACUGCUACAAGGAAAGCGUUUCACAAUUCGUCAAUUUUGUGAUGUCAUUUAAAAGAGAUGCCCUGAUAGUGAGAGUUGCAGAUCCCUUUGUUUUCGAAUGGAUCGAAGUAUCACUUUUCCAAAAGGAUUACUUCACAUUUGAGGUGAAAGCCUGGCUAGAGGUACGACUCCUACUAUCGGAAAUAUAUGGACGAUCUGAUAACAAAGUAUACGAGAUUGGUUUAGGUGUACGUGGUAACCAGGCAAGUUCGAUCAGCACAAUUGCUCUUGGUUCCAAGGGGGUUGAAGUACCCACUCAAAGUAUCCUCAAUGGAAACGAAUACAGGCAAUUUUGGAUCUCAUGGGCCAAUGGUAACGUGCAGGUAGGAAGAGGUAGCGUUCGUGGACAGAAUACGUUUAUGUCAUAUCAAGUGACACAACCUAUCAGACCAAUGGCACUUGCCCUCUUUUCUGUCAAUGGUAACCAGAUACCUGGCUUGUUUAAACUGGGUCUUCCAGGUGCCUUGGUUGUGGACACCCCUCCCAACUUCAAAUAUCAAUUUGUGGGUGUUGAUAUCUCAUGGGAGACAGGCUUUGUCUUUCAACUUGUAGCUAAGAUGGACGCUCAUAUCCUCCUUACCUCAAAAAUGAAUACAUACACGGGAAAAGUUUAUGAACUUAUAUUAGGUGGAAAUGAGAAUAAUGACUGUAUGAUUAAGGACCAGUUUGCAGCUGAGCAAUCUGUUGCAAGAGUACCUUGUCCCGGGGUCCUGAACGAAAACGAAAGGCGAACAUUCUGGGUCAGCUGGAAGAAUGGCAAAAUUGAAUUUGGAAGAUCGAAUAUAAUAGGUUUUGAUCCCCUUGUGGCGUAUCAAGACGCUGCCCCAUUGCGAGUGAGGCACCUUGCUCUUGCUACUGAAACCGGUAUUAGUGGACAUUGGGUAUUCUACACUCUUUCUCCCGACAUCAGCAAAUUUAUUAUGGAUGAAGAUCAGGUUGACGUAGCAGUUGAGACCCUGACUAACAUGACGUCGACAUCCAUUGUUCGUUACUCCAAUAGUAAGAUUGAUUUCGAUGAUGACAAUGUCCAUCUGACAUCUUCCCUUCUACCAAUUCCAUUUCCACCCGAUCUUGCUGCUAAAGAUCCCACUGUAUUCAACACUGCAGAUGAUGACUUUGGCCGCCUUCAGAAUCUUGUAUACAGUGGAUUAAUAAAUAUUAAGUUCAAAUAUGGCCUGAGGUUGUCAGCAUUUGAAGUGAGGAAAGGGAUCCUGACUGAUCCAAACAACUAUCAAGAUACGUAUGUAAAACGCUUUUCCAAGGAUGCCAGUCGAGUAAUGUACAUCGAUAAAUUAAAGGUGUCAUAUGGUAUAACGAUUCAGAAAUGUGCCCUUAUGUGUUUAUCACAAGAUGUCCCAAGAUGUGAAUCGUUCGAUUACUGCCCCAAUAUGGGAGAAUGCCAGAUUAGUGAAAAACAUGUAGCUGACGGAGCAGAGGAGGGUUCAUUUAGAAAUCAUUCAUUUUGCGACCAUUAUUCAAGAUCAUAUAUUACGGAUAAGUUUGAAGUAGUACCAGGGCAAGUCAUGUCAGGAAACUAUGACGACAUCCAGAACGACGUAUCGGCAGAAGUUUGUGCAAAGAAAUGUAUAGAUACUACAACGUUUAUUUGUGAAUCAUUUGAUUAUUGUACAUCAACAAAAACUUGUCUUUUGAGCAAGGAUCAUAAAGACUCAUCGGGUGUUACCAUGGUUAACCGAACGGACUGCUCUCAUUAUACAAAGGCUUCCGUGGGCCAAUUUAAAACCUAUACAGGGAUGGUUAUGACGGACUACGAACAAUCUAUAAUGGUGAAUAUUUCAAGAGAGGCCUGUACGACUAUGUGUAUAGAGGAAUCUGGGUUUCCAUGUAAAAGCUUCAAUUACUGCCCCACAAGCAGAGGGCAGGGGUAUCCCACAUGUUCCUUAAACAAUAAAUUACGGUCAGAGGUUCCAGGUUCUAGUUUUCAACCAGACGCUGACUGCAAUUAUUAUGAAAGAACAGAUACGUCAUCACUUCCACCACAAAGAAACAAAUAUUCAUCAGGUCAGAUGGCGGGUCUAGGGAUCGGUUUAUUAGCGCUGGGAUUGGCGGUUGGAUGUGGACUUAUAGUACUACUAACAGUUUUCCUGAAACAGCGAGUGGCUUAGCAAUUUCCCCAAGAGAGUGGGCUCGAAACCUGGCAUUUUUUAAUCGUCCAGUUGACAUUUUUUAUCUCUCUUUAUAUGUCACACUCAUGUUGAUCCAUCAAGACAUUUUUUGGCAAUAUGAGUCAUUAUAUACAAUGG
Messenger RNA from Owenia fusiformis, 2936 nucleotides. The record is from the annotation of a GenBank genome assembly. Lineage: Eukaryota; Metazoa; Annelida; Polychaeta; Sabellida; Oweniidae.